Messenger RNA from Phytomonas sp. EM1, 1311 nucleotides. The record is from the annotation of a GenBank genome assembly. Lineage: Eukaryota; Euglenozoa; Kinetoplastea; Trypanosomatida; Trypanosomatidae.
AUGGAAGUUUCUUCCUCGGACUCAGCACUGCUCAACGUAUACGUUCAGCAACAUGAGUUAUAUAUCCUUAUCAAUCAGCUCGGCACAGCUGUUGAUCAACUUGAGGAAAAUAUAAUACUUUUACGAUCCGAUCACCUUGAUGGAAACGGGCGGAAGGUUCAAUUAAAUCGUAGUAGCGUUCGAUGCAGCAAACUCGCAGCGAGUCUCUUAUUUCAGAUUGCUGCGACUGAUACAGUUCCCAAGAAAGCUGUCAGGACCCUAUCUUUGCGAUACCACGACGUAUCAAUGUCCUCAACGACAAGAACACAAAGUGGUGAAAUGCGGAGGAGACAUCUUGAUGGAUUGAAACCAGUGAUUUUGCAACCAGAUUUUCCAACAAGGGAAACUUGGCUACUUCGUGAAGUAGUGCACGUUAUAGCGUUGCGCUGCCGCAACCUGCUUUUGGGGGAUAAUAUUUCGUGUAUGGAUGGAGCUUUGCAUUGGGCUGAGCAAGUUCAGACGAGCCCACGCCUUGGGGUCGCUCUAGCAUUCGCUGUUGUUACCGCCUGGAGGCGCAUUGCAUCUCUCGGUGUCAGCUUCGCGUCCAUACGCGACGAGCAUUACCAUGCAUCCCCUUUGAAUGAAACCAAUACUGCGCACGGUCACGCCGUAGCGUCCCGUAACGCAGGAUGCGUCGACGGAAUCCUUUUUUUUUGCGCCCUAUGUUCUUCUUCUGGACCACCAUGCCCCCUAUCAAACUUUUCGGGCAACUCUAGGAAAGAUCCCGUAAAUGACGAUGCGGUGGGCGAUCUGGGGGCUUUCUUUGAUCCUGAAUUGCUCAAGGAUUUUGCGCUUGCUAUUUUUCGGGGUCACUGUCGAAACAUGCCGCUAGACGUGUGGAAUGGCUUUUUGAGCACCGCACAAUUUACAACUUAUCUUUUAGAAGAGAUUAAAAUUCGACAAGGCAAGUCUAAUGAUUAUUUCUCGCAUUUCCCAUUGACGCUUGCACAGGAGGCAAUCGUACUUCGUAGUCUGUUGCUAUUUACAACCGGCCAAAGUCAUGUUUGGGCGUCGGCGCUUCUUUCUGCAAGUCUUUCAAGUACUGAAGUUGGGUUUGGUACUUUGCUUGUAGAGAACGUUCCUGAAGAGGUGUGUCUCGACGUACGGCGCAUUUUUGAUGAACUGAACGCAUUUGUUAAUAAAGAAGUCAAAAAUAACGAAUUAAUAUUGUUUUCGUCUCUUGUCCUGUCUGAUGGGUAUGCGCUGUGGUUGUUGCAACCUUAUGCAACCAUGUGGUCCUGCUACUGUACUCUGUAUGAAGGAAAUGAGUGA